AUGGCGGCAUUGAAAAAAUGGAAUCCUGGGGCAGUUGUGGAGUGGUUGCAUUUGGAAACAGACAUCCCGGGCAGGUACAUGUUGAAUUAUGUUUUCUGGGCUUUCAGACCAUGUAUUGAGGGUUAUCAUUAUUGUCGUGACGUUAUAAGCGUGGAUGGAACACAUUUGUACACGAAGUACAAACAUAAAAUGUUGGUAGCAGUAACUUUAGAUGCAAAUCAGCAGGUGCUGCCGUUAGUGUUUGCACUCGUAGACGAAGAAUCGCUUGAGUCAUGGCGUUGGUUCCUUCGAAUGCUUUCCAAAUAUUUGUUGCCGUCAGAGGAUGAUCGAGUUUGUUUGAUUUCAGAUAGGCAUGCUGGUUUGAUCAAUGCUAUAAAUUAUGUACCCGCAUUCAAAUUUCCCCGCGGAGUAUAUCGAUUUUGUUUACGGUAUGUCUGCUCAAAUUUUAACACAAAAUUCAAGAAAAUCCAGUUGAAGGAUAUGUGCUGGAGAGCAGGGGCAGAAGGCAAUCCUCGAAAAUUUGAUAGAAUCAUGGAAGAGAUCAAAUCAUUGAACGAGGAAGCAUACGACUGGCUUGGGAGAAUUGACAAGGCUCAAUGGACGUUGGUGCAUGAUGGUGGUUGGAGAACGGGUAUCCUCACUACAAACAUGUCUGAGUGCAUAAAUGAAGUAUUAAAAGGUGUGAGACGCUUACCAAUUAUGGCUAUUGUGCAAAUAACGUUAUCCCGCUCUGUACAGUAUUUCUUGCAGCGCUCUACACGGUGUAAUCGUAUGAUCAAUGCAAAUCAACAAUGGGCUGAUUUUGCGUUCAAGUUGUUUGAAGCCCGACAGGCAGAGACAGUACGUCACAUCGUUCAGAAAUUUGACUAUAACCAACAAUCUGCCUCAGUGGUGACAUUGAGCUUGACCGGGCAGGGUUCCCGUACUUAUGUCGUCAAAUUGAAGCAUCGUAUGUGUUCUUGUGGCAAGUGGGGUGCAAUUGGAAUUCCAUGUUCACAUGCCAUUCAGGCAUGUCGGCAUUUUGGGGUUAAUGCGUCAAAUUUUAUUCCUCACUAUUACAGUGUACAAUCAUACAAGAACACAUAUCAAGGGAGGUUUGAGCCUGUAUACGGUGAAGAAUAUUGGGAUCCGGUGGAUUUUGAACUUGUACAUAAUCCCGCAUUGCGAGCUCGUCGAGGCCCGGUUAGACAAGUAUCUACUAGAAUACCGAACGAAAUGGAUAGACCACAAGUACGUGCUCGCCAACAAUAUCAGGCUCGUCAAGCUCGUGGAUGA
This is a messenger RNA of Sesamum indicum (sesame), 1275 nucleotides long. RefSeq lists its product as uncharacterized. Gene Ontology annotation, molecular function: zinc ion binding. NCBI's taxonomy places the organism in Eukaryota, Viridiplantae, Streptophyta, Magnoliopsida, Lamiales, Pedaliaceae. The record is from RefSeq and is a predicted model, not a curated record.